Messenger RNA from Adineta ricciae, 2541 nucleotides. NCBI's taxonomy places the organism in Eukaryota, Metazoa, Rotifera, Eurotatoria, Adinetida, Adinetidae. The record is from the annotation of a GenBank genome assembly.
AUGAGCCCGAUUCACGAAGCAGCCGUGGUAGGUAAUAUUGAAAUUCUCAAGCUUCUCAUCGACAAUGGUGUCGAUGUGAAUUUGAAAGAUUCGAAAAACUUCCGUCCGAUACAUUACGCAGCUUGGCAAGGACGAACGGAAGCUGUUUUCAUUCUCUUACGCUACGGUGCGAAUAUCAACGAACAGUCAUUGAACGGCGACACGCCAUUACAUUUAGCCAGUCAAUAUGGUCAUCUCGAAAUAGCACAAUUGCUCCUGUUUCAUCAAGCGGAUCCGACAUUACUGAACCGUCGAUUAUUAACACCGCUUGAAUUAGCGUGCGAACAAGGUCAUAUUCAUGUUGUUAACAUUCUUUUACAUAAUCCAUCGUGUCAACAAAUGAUUUUGAAUCAGAUUUAUAAUGAACAGCAUACACCGUUACAUUUAGCAGCGAAAAACGGACACACAGAUAUCGUUCGAUUAUUACUAUUGAAUGGAAUCGAUAUAAACCGUUUAACGACGACGGAUGGCACAGCAUUGCAUGUAGUAUGUAGGAACGGUCGAUAUGAAACAGCUAAAUUGUUAUUAGAGUGUGGCAUUGAUAUACAUCUGCGAAAUUCAUAUCAACAAACAGCCUAUGAAGUUGUUAUUAAACAAAAAACCGGCAAUGAUAUUAAACGAUUGAUAAAAGAAUUUGCUGAUGCGAUUUCAGUUCGAGCUAUUCAACCAUACACGGAUAAUCAUGUGGGCGCAUUGAAAUUUAUGGAAGGCGAUUGUAUUACUGUUCUUGAUCAUAAUCCAACCGGUCAAUGGCGCGGUUUUAUUCUCCAAGAUGAUCUGACAACACGAACAGGUUACUUUCCGAACACUUAUGUGCAGAUUCUUUCAACAAUAAUCAACGGCAAAGAAAACCAGACGUUGAAUAACAAUCCGUCUCCUCUUCAUGCUGAAUUACUCGCACAAAUGUCUCAAACAGAUUCGAAUUUAACCAACGCAACAAAUUGGAAUUCAAGAUCAAGGCGAACUAGCCCAACAAAUAAUACAUAUCGGCACAGUGCAGCAAGCAGUAUUGAUAGCGGACGAUGUUCAACGGCACUUUACGAUAGUCCAAAAACACUUGCUCUGUCGAGCUUUGUUGGCAAUGGCGAUGCUCGUUCUAUGAGUAGCAGUGAAUCGAAAUCAUCCGAUCCUGAUAAAACUAGUUAUCGAAGUUCAAAUAGUAGUUUAGACGAAUCAGGUCCUUUGGAUAUCAAUGCACUUCUUCGAAAUGGCGUCCCUAAUAAUGAAAUUAUUUACGCAUGGUUACGAGAAUUCUCUUAUGAAAACUAUGCUGAAAAUUUCAUUAAAAACGGAUAUGAUAUUCAAACAAUCGUUCGUAUGACACCUCAGGAUUUAACAGCCAUUGGAAUAACUCAUCCAUCGCAUCGGCGAAAACUCAAAACUGAAAUCGCUCGUUUGCAACUCGCUGAUGGACUACCUGAUAGUAAACCAGACACUCUCUACGACUGGUUAUGUCAACUUCGUUUGGAACAAUACAUGUUACUGUUAGCGAAACAGAACUACAAACAGUUGACUGAUAUUCAGAAGAUUGCUUGGGAAGAUCUGGAGGAAAUUGGAAUAGCUCGUCUAGGUCAUCAGAAACGUUUCAUGCUUGGUGUUAAACGUUUACUUGACAUUGACAAAGGUCUCUAUCAACCGAAUGCAAAUAAAACAAAACAGAUGAAAGCAUCAAGUACAGAUAAUAAUGUGGAUGGUUAUGAUCAAAAAUCGUUCAUUCGACCAAUAGCAAAUGAUGAGUCAGGAACUUAUACAACUUUGAGAAAAUAUCAAGUAUCUCCGAAUUCUUUAACAAAUAAACAACGGAUAGGAACAUACCUUCCUCCAUCGUCAUUUCGUCUCCCACCGCCUUUAUCAUCUUCAAUAAUGAAUGCAUCUGUCCAUAAUUAUGAAUCUAUGCCGUCGAGUCGAGCACGUAGUUUAGAAAACAUCACUUCAACCGAUCGAACAUUGGAUAUCUAUGAUCCUCAUCAUCAAUACCAACCCGUAGUUCCUCAAUAUGUUCCAACAAUAACUAAUUUGCAGUUUCUCGAUGAUAUGAGUUUAUCAUCCAGUACUGAAUCAACAAAUGGUAUUCCAUUCGCUAAUGAGAACAUCGGAACAAUUAAACAACGUUCGCUAUUAAAUCCACAAGAUACAUAUGACACAAUGAAGCGUUCAUUGCCAAUGGAAUUUUUUCAGCAAUCUUCGAAAACAGUACCUAUCUAUGAUAAUAACGAAGAAAUGACCCGUCACGAUACACCUUCGCCUAUCAAGAAAGUCUCCUUAGCAACGAACGUACAUGAUCUAUCAGUGUCAACUAUUGACAAACGAUCACAUUACAUUGAAGCAUUCAAUAAAGACAAGCAAAACAGAACAAUCAGAAAUGAUACUACCAAUGUCCUGUCCGAUAUUGAUUCGAUGCUUUCUGAUCUUAAUCGCGAACUGGAUCAAAUGCUCGAUUACGAUCCGAUGAGUUCGAUACGCUCCCGAAAUCCAAUGACAGAUGUCAUUUUGAACAAUUAA